Ceratitis capitata (Mediterranean fruit fly) is the source of this 1624-nucleotide messenger RNA. RefSeq names its product mitochondrial ribonuclease P protein 1 homolog (gene rswl). Lineage: Eukaryota; Metazoa; Arthropoda; Insecta; Diptera; Tephritidae. Gene Ontology annotation, cellular component: nucleoplasm; mitochondrion; nucleus. The transcript is spliced from 3 exons. Gene Ontology annotation, molecular function: tRNA binding. Gene Ontology annotation, biological process: mitochondrial tRNA 5'-end processing; positive regulation of mitochondrial translation. The coding region runs from base 87 to 1475 and encodes 462 amino acids. The record is from RefSeq and is a predicted model, not a curated record.
AUUGACAACUUACAAUUCGCCACGAUUUCCAAGUUAACACAUGUAAUUUAGACAUUUCUUUAAUUGUUUAGUUGUUAAUAAAAAAUAUGUUAAGAACGCUUUUUCGGUUAACUCCAGCGCAUAGUGUGCUGCGUCAACACUUGCAGCUUUCACAAUGCACAAAUAAAUUGCUGUCAGCCUGUAGUUUAACUACAUCUGCAGUUUCACGUAAUUGCACCAAAAUAGCCGAAACUAAGACUGUCGAAAACGCGGAUCAAAUUACCAAAACACAUAAUAAUCCAUUAGCGAAAACGAAACCAUCAUAUGACACUGAUGAAGCUACCAAUAAGAUUCCUCCACCAACUGGUGAAGAAGAGCGUGCAAAACUUUUAAAAGUCCUACAGCUGGAAGUAGACAUCGCACAUCAGGAAGGCAAGCGUGUACCAACAUUAGAAUCAAUCACAGAAGAGAACUGGUUACACAUACUUACGUUGCCCUCAAAGUCAGCACGUUUUAAGUAUUAUGGCUAUUUGUGGCAAGUGGAGGUGAAAAGGCAGGCAAAAGAACGUAAGAAGGAAGAACGCGCCGUGCAAGUGCUUGAGCGUAAAGAAGAAUUGCGAAAACAGCGUGAGGAGACUGAUCACAUCAUUUAUGGUUUGGGACACACUUCAUUCUUUUUGCGCAUCUACGAUUCGACCAUAAAUAAUUUUCAGAAUAACAGAUUGACCCGCGCCAUGCAGUUCUCGCCUAAAAUUGUGCUAGAUUGCUCUUAUGAUCAGAACAUGACACGGCGAGAAGCUUUAAAUGCGGCCAAACAAUUAAUGUUGUGCUUCGCUGAGAAUCGCGCACACGAUGAUCCCUUCGAUAUGCAUUAUUGCAAUGUAAAUUUGGAAAGUGUAUGUUCCAAGGCUCUGAAACGUUACAUACCUACCAUGUUGAACCCAGAAUUUCCAAUGAAUGUGCACGAAAAAUGCUUUACCGAGCUAUUCCCCAAGGAAAAUCUUGUCUAUUUGACACCACACUGCCGCACAGAUUUGGAAGCCUAUAAUCCGGAUAGUGUUUACAUAAUUGGCGCCAUGGUGGAUACAGUCAACAACGAGCCACUCUCAUUGGCCAAAGCGAAACGUUUGGGCAUACGCAUGGCACGUCUACCGCUAGAUCGCUACCUACAAUGGGGCUCAGGUUCUGGCAAAUCUCUGACGCUAAAUCAAAUGGUUAACAUCUUACUCGAUUUGAAAACGACUAAAGAUUGGGCACAAGCUCUGAAGCAUGUGCCACGCCGUAAGCUGCUCGAUAUGGAAUCAGAAGGGCAGCAGCAAAAGCGAUUGCUUGAAAAACGUGCUAAUCGUUUGAACUUUAAUUUAAAUGAUGUACUAGACGAGAAGCGGAAUAAGGGACGGGAGGAGCAAAGGCAAAAAAUAAGAACACACAUGAAGAAUACGCCAUUCGAUGUAGACGCAUGGGGCGCGAAGAAGAAAAAUAGAAACUCGAACUAGUAGUAAAGUUUUUUUAUUUAAACAUAUGUAUAUAUAUUUAAAGAAAAAAUAUGUAGGGAUAGCUUCAUAAAAGUUAAGUUAACGGGAAGUUUAAAAAAAUGUGAGUUGAAGAAAAAUAGCAUUUUAUUAAAUUUAGUUAUUGCUCUGAA